Theobroma cacao (cacao) is the source of this 1528-nucleotide messenger RNA. Its product is annotated as alpha/beta-Hydrolases superfamily protein. Lineage: Eukaryota; Viridiplantae; Streptophyta; Magnoliopsida; Malvales; Malvaceae. The record is from RefSeq and is a predicted model, not a curated record. Gene Ontology annotation, molecular function: hydrolase activity.
AAAAAUGUCAUGUUAAUUUUUCCUUUGCAAUCAGGCCGACCAAAAUUUGCUCCGACAUGACAGUGGACCAUAAUAAAAACUUAAACCCAUCAAAGCCUCAAAGUGCUUGACAACAAAGAUCAAAGGCAUAACCACAAUAAUUCAGGCAAAACGCUAGACCCCCCUACCUUGAUUCCAUGUGAAGACAUGUGGCUUCUACCCAAUUGCCCACUUGGCAGCCAAGGAUAUUCUGAGCACCUCUCUUUCUCUAUGUCCUUUCGUCGUAGCUUCCUAUAUAAGCUGUCUUAAGCAACCGUAGUAUUCCAAUCUCUGAUUAGCUUGUUUAAUUUGAUUUUCAUUCUAUGUGAAGAAGAAGAAUGGCUACCAUUGCUGUGGAUCAUCAAAGUCUAGGCAUGCAGAUAGGGAGAGGCUCGAAUCAACAUGGUGCUGUGGUAGAAGAGAUUCCAGGGCUGAUCAAAGUGUCCAAAGAUGGACAUGUGGAAAGACCACAAAUCGUUCCGAAUGUUAGCACUGCAUUGGCUCCAGAGCUUGGUGUGACAUCGAAAGACAUGGUUAUUGACGAGUUCACAAAUGUUUGGGCACGUUUUUAUGUCCCCAAGUCCAAUCGGAAGCUCCCUUUGGUCGUUUACUUCCAUGGGGGAGGGUUCUGUGUCGGCUCAGCUGCUUGGAGUUGCUACCACGAGUUUCUAGCAAAGCUAGCAGCCAAAGCUGGUUGCUUGAUCAUGUCUGUUAACUAUCGUUUAGCCCCAGAAAACCCUCUUCCUGCUGCUUAUGAAGAUGGGUUCAAGUGUCUUACGUGGUUAAAACAGGAAGCAUGGAAUGGAUCCGGUGAAUGGUGGUCAAACCACUGCAAUUUCUCUAGCGUCUUCUUAGCCGGUGACAGCGCCGGUGCCAAUAUCGCCCACAAUGUGGCCGCAAGACUUGGCUCUCACAACCCAUACCCUUUAACUCUCAAUGGUACUAUCUUAAUACAACCCUUUGUCGGAGGAGAAACACGUACGAAUUCCGAAAGGAAUAUGGUCCAAUCGCCUCGCUCUGCCCUCAGCCUAGCAGCUUCGGAUACAUAUUGGCGAUUAGCUUUGCCAUGUGGCUCCAACCGUGACCAUCCAUGGUGCAAUCCUUUGGGAAAAGGGUCAGCAAAAAUGGAGGAGAUGAGGCUCUUGCCCACCCUAGUGUGCGUAUCAGAGAUGGAUAUAUUGAAAGACAGGAACCUGGAGUUCUGCACUGCCUUGGGUAGAGCAGGGAAGAAGGUGGAGCAUGUGUUGUAUGGAGGUGUUGGUCAUGCAUUUCAGGUCCUUAGCAAGUCUCAGCUCUCACAAACUCGAACCCAUGAAAUGAUUGGCCAUAUCAAGGCCUUCAUCUGUCAGUGAUUAUGAUCUUCCUUAUAUUUUGAUUUUCCAAACAUCUAAGUGUAGUUUGUGUGUCAUAGGCAAAAGCUAGUGCUAAGGAAAAGUGAAAUGUACAUCCCUAAAUUCAGAAAUUCCGUGUAUAGACAAGUGUAAUUCAAUUUAUAUCUCUAGUUUGUUAA